AUUAACGGGGCUGUAAUGUUUAACUCUUCUGUACAUUUUAAUGGUGCAAACUUUUCCUAUCUUUUAUAUUUAUGGAUUUUAAUUUUAAUUUACUUUACACCAAUCAUUGUUAGAUGUUUCUAUUUCCUGCUAUUAUGAUGGUAGCUUACCCAAAAGAAAUAUGUGUACAGUAGUUAAUCUCAAACCUUUGUUUUUGGAAAACUUUCUGAAAUAUUCUGUUAAAUCAGCAUACAUGUUUGAACUGAAAUAUUCAUAAAAACUAUUGGCAUGUACUUUUUUCAGUUGAAAUCGGGAAAGCUUACAGAAUGCAAAUAGUUUCACUCAAACCUUUCUGUUCAGGCACGCGAAAUGUCCAUGUCCAUUUGCCUCCAUAAUACCACUGUUUACAUAAUGCACAAUAUUCUUGUCAAAACAUUGGGUUUGGGAACUGCACGCAGGUGAGUAUCAGUCAAAUUGUAUGUUUAGUAACAACAGGUGUGUUAACCAAUAUGAGUCUCAAAUUUCAACCAAAAUGUAAAUUUAGUUCCACCUGCACAAACUUAUUUUCCUGAAGUACAUUAAAAAAACAGCAAACACACGUUACUUCUAACUUUUAUUAUUAAAGGCGCUGCUUUUUACUCUUGCCUGUGUACCUUCACAUAUGUUUAACCAGUUAAAGUGUGUGUGUGUGUGUGUGUGUGUGUGUGUGUGUGUGUGUGUGUGUGUGUGUGUGUGUGUGUGUGUGUGUGUGUGUGUGUGUGUGUGUGUGUGUGUGUGUGUGUGUGUGUAAAUGGCAAGAAAAACCAGGCAAAAAAAACCCGCUUUAAAGCUGUAUCAAGUUAUUAUGCAGAUACUGCAAUUCUCAAAUAAACAAGAGUGCUUUUUCAGAAAACCUUUAAAACUGCCUCCUGUUAUCGAGUAUCUGCUUUGAUAAAAAGCAAACAACAUAUCAAUGAUUUGAAUUAUAAUUUUAUUGGAUAUUUUCAUUUUAAAUGGAGGGAAACUCUACAGUCAAACAAUCAAAUCUGACAUGCAAAUACUCUUUACUCAACCAAAUCUCCCCGGAAAGACGCAAACGUGAUCCUCUCAUCCCUCCCUUUUAUUCAAACACCCAGAGCUUCACCAGCAGCAGUGUGUGUGAGUUGGAGGUGAAGCAUGGACCUUUCUGCUGCUGUGUUCCUCUCCUUGGGUUGGCUGAUGUUGCGGUUUGCCUGCGGAGAACUGGAUUACAUUUCUUAUAGGCAGGGGAUGCGGCUGCAAGGCAACUUCACCCUCGCUGGAUUCUUUCCUCUCCACUACCCAGAUGGACAAAGCAAUGGUCUGCCUGCUUUGGUACCAUGCAAUGAAGGUACAGCCAACAAACAUGGAUAUUAUCUUUUGCAAGCAAUGAGAUUUGCUGUGGAAGAAAUCAACAACAGCACAGGACCCCAGCCUCUUUUACCAGGAGUGACGCUGGGCUACCAGAUGUAUGACAUAUGCUCCACAGAGGCCAGCAUCCUGGGCACACUGGACCUGCUGAAGCAGCAGUAUCAAAGCCCCUCUGAGACUGAGGCGGACAUAAACUACAACAAUAGUCAACAUGCAGUGGCUUUGAUUGGGCCAGACAGCAGCAGCAACUCGUUUGGCCCCGCUGCUUUACUGGGUGCCCAUCUUAUACCACAAAUAUCCUAUGAAGCCUCAAAUGAAAUGCUAGGCAACAAGUUCCGCUAUCCAUCCUUUCUCCGCACAAUUCCCAGCGACAAGAACCAGGUGGCAGCUAUGAUCCAGAUUCUGGUCCAUUUCAACUGGACCUGGGUUGCAAUCUUGGGCAGUGACAACAACUAUGGUCUGGAGGGCAUGAAGAGCCUGUCAGAGCAAGCAUCACAAUACGGCAUCUGCAUUGCCUACCAGGGAGUUAUCCCUGCGUACUAUAAAGACACCGUCCAGACCAUGAGGACUGUGGUGGAUAAAUUACUGAACACUAAAGUCAACACCAUUGUGGUUUUCUCCAGCAAGUCAAAACUCAAAGAAUUCUUCCCGUUUGUCCUUGAGCGGAACGUGACAGGUAAGGUGUGGAUCGGGACGGAGGACUGGUCAGCGUCUUCUCUCAUAUCAGGGAUUCCUCGGAUCCACACUAUUGGGACUGUUCUUGGUGUGUCUAUCAAAUAUACAGCCAUGCCUAGUUUUGAGGAGUUUACUAUAAAGGAAAUGAAGGCUGCAAUGCAACUGAGUGACACACAGGAGGUCUUUAAUAAUACAAAUGACUGUCUACAGGGCACAGACCUGUACAGCCUCGCCAGGAAGAAGUUUUAUUUAGAGAAAUACGACAUCACUUCCUCCUUCAAUGUGUACAAGGCGGUGUACGCUGUGGCUCAUGCUCUGCACAAAGCACUUGGUUGUGAUUCUGGAGAAUGCCAAAAGAGGAACGUGGAUCCAUGGGAGCUACUCUGGUUGAUAAAGGAUGUGCAAUUCUCUGUGGACAACACCUCUGUGCACUUUGACAGUAAUGGUGACCCGCCAACAGGAUAUGACAUUGUGUUCUGGGUUUGGAGGGGCACUGAGUGGUCGCUCAAAGAGGUGGGCUCUUUCAACCCACAUCCCAUUACGCUCACAAUUUAUGCUGAUCUGAUUGACUGGCACGACACAGGAGAUUCAAGAUCGGUGCCGCUGUCAAUCUGCUCUCCACCGUGCCUGUUUGGCCACAAGAGGCUGCAGAUAGGGCAACACGUAUGCUGCUUCGACUGCAAGGCCUGCCCCUCUGCUACAUUUCUAAAUGCUAGUGAACCCACUACAUGCCAGCCAUGUCUCCCAGAGGAGUGGGCACCCCCGAAGAGCCAGCAGUGUCUGGAAAGGACUGUCCUGCUGCUCCCCUGGGACGACCCCCUCUCCAUUGCCCUACUGGUUUUUCUGGCCACCUGUCUUCUCAUGACCUCCAGUUCUGCAGUAAUCCUCCUGCUCAACCUGAACACGCCUGUGGCCAAAUCUGCUGGAGGCCGCACCUGCCUCCUGAUGCUGGCAGCCUUGACUGCAAGUGCCAUGAGCACUUUGUGCCAUUUUGGCCAGCCUUCUCCUCUGGCCUGCAUCCUCAAGCAGCCUCUAUUCAUCUUCAGCUUCACUGUGUGCCUGGCCUGCAUCACCGUGCGCUCUGUUCAGGUUGUCUGCAUUUUCAAAUUUGCAUCCAAGCUGCCACCGGCCUAUGACAAAUGGGCUAAAAACCAUGGGCCAGAGUUUACCAUUUUUGUGGUGUCUGUCACCAUCUUGCUAAUUUCUGUACUCCGUGUGGCCCUUAACCCCCCCAAGCCCUCAAAGGAUCUGAACUUCUACGAGGACAGCAUUGUGUUGGAGUGCAGUAACACCCUCUCUCCUGGUGCGGCCAGUGAGCUGGCUUAUGUAUCACUGCUCAGCGUCCUCUGCUUCUCUUUCAGCUACAUGGGCAAAGACCUGCCAGCCAACUACAACGAGGCCAAGAGUGUGACCUUCAGCCUCAUGGUGUACAUGAUGUCCUGGAUGAGCUUCUUCACCCUCUACCUCGUCAGCAGAGGCCCGUUCACCAUUGCUGCACAUGUUUUCGCCAUACUCUUCAGUGUCCUGGCCUUCCUCAUGGGCUACUUCUUUCCCAAAAUCUAUAUUAUUGCCCUGAAGCCCCAAAUGAACACACCCGCACAUUUCCAGAACUGUAUUCAAAUGUAUACCAUGAACAAACAAUGAAGCAUGUAAAUAUUUGAGUUGUAUGUGGCAGGUAUAUGGGGUAGUAAAAUUGGGACAUCACAGGUUAAGUGUCAGUUUUAAAUGUAUUUUAGAACUAAAUGUAAAACAUUAAUUGUAUGUGUACGAGAAUCUCUAUAGGGGAAAAGAAAAUAACUAAAAAGGGCUUUAUGUAGCUGUGCUCACAUUUGUAAAAUCCAACUUAUGGUGCUAUUAAUAUCAAUAAAGGAUGACAGCUGUUAACAAAAUGUUGGGGAGGACUUUAAAAUGCAUUUAUAACCCCUGUCUACCUCGGAUGACAUGGUCAAAAUGGGACAACCUUUUCCAUUAUCAUAUUAAUAUACUCAGCUGCUCCAAACCCUUUAACUAUACAAACGUAAGUGUAUAAUGAAAGUGCUUUGAUUACAAG
Molecule: messenger RNA, 4072 nt
Organism: Eleginops maclovinus (Patagonian blennie)
Lineage: Eukaryota; Metazoa; Chordata; Actinopteri; Perciformes; Eleginopidae
Product: taste receptor type 1 member 1
Exons: 6
Coding region: 1135-3666 (843 amino acids)
Biological process (GO): G protein-coupled receptor signaling pathway
Cellular component (GO): plasma membrane
Molecular function (GO): G protein-coupled receptor activity
Source: RefSeq, a predicted model, not a curated record